AUGGCCUUUUGGAAACGCCGGGCACUCGACGCCGGUAAGAUAAUGGACACGACUUGGUCCAAAGCGCGUCGACUCGUCGAAGAGCGUCGGACGCGCGGAGAGAGACGGAACUGCAUCAUCGACGGCCUGCUUGACGAGUACGAAGAGAAGGGUUGGCCCGAACAGAUCAGCCAGCAUGCCUUUACCAACCUCAUGGGGGAGAUUAUCGAGGGCGGUGCCGACACCACUGCCGCGCAACUGUUGACUCUGGUUCUCGCUUUUGCGCUGCAUCCCGAGGUUCAGAGGAAAGCGCAGGUUGAGAUUGAUGAGGCUUGUGGAAGUGGUCGGUCUCCUCGCUGGGAUGACUUUUUGAAGCUACCCUAUGUGAACUGCAUCGUCAAGGAAGGAAUGCGUUGGCACGAUGAAUACAACGGCAUGUUGAUCCCGAAAGACUCAACAAUCUUCAUCCCGACCUGGGCCCUCCAUCACACCGAAGAAAAUUACCCCGACGCAGAGCAAUUCGACCCAGACAGAUACCUAAAGCACCCAAAGCUGGCCAACGACUACGCCGGCAGCCCGGAGUGGGAGAACAGAGACCACUACAACUACGGCGCCGGCCGUCGCAUCUGCCCCGGCAUCCACCUCGCGGAGCGCAAUAUGUGGCGGAUCGCCUCCAAGCUUCUUUGGGCCUUCGAGUUCGCUGAGCCCAUGGACCCUAUCACGGGCAAGGUUGUGCCUUUGGAUCCGCACGCGUAUAAUCCUGGGAUUUUGCAGGCGCCUUUGGAGUUUAAUGUUCGGAUUGCCCCAAGGAGUCGGGCUCAUGUUGAAACGAUCAGGCGCGAGUUCAAGGAAGCUGAGGCUUUGUUGGCUCAGUAUGACUGA
This is a messenger RNA of Colletotrichum fioriniae, 861 nucleotides long. NCBI's taxonomy places the organism in Eukaryota, Fungi, Ascomycota, Sordariomycetes, Glomerellales, Glomerellaceae. The record is from RefSeq and is a predicted model, not a curated record.